Messenger RNA from Malassezia sympodialis ATCC 42132, 2796 nucleotides. It is a transcript of the gene SPC97, whose product is annotated as gamma-tubulin-complex subunit SPC97. Gene Ontology annotation, molecular function: gamma-tubulin binding; microtubule minus-end binding. Gene Ontology annotation, biological process: spindle assembly; cytoplasmic microtubule organization; microtubule nucleation. Lineage: Eukaryota; Fungi; Basidiomycota; Malasseziomycetes; Malasseziales; Malasseziaceae. The record is from RefSeq and is a predicted model, not a curated record. Gene Ontology annotation, cellular component: gamma-tubulin complex; spindle pole; mitotic spindle pole body.
AUGUCGAGCACGGGCGGGGCGGCGCCCUCGGCGCACCGCGUGUCGCGCUCGAUCCCCUUCACGCCCGGGCGCACAGCGUCGAGUCAUGGUGCUGCGAUGAGCGCAAAGCAGUACGACCGCUACUUGCGCCGGCUUUCGGCUGUGCAGCACUCGACCCGGCGGGCCAUGCGCACCCUCGACGACUCGGUGCAAGAAGAGGAGCUCGAGGCCGGCGAGGAGGCCACGCCUACCGCACACGUGCCACCCGAGCGCACACGCGCGCUCCCGCCUCAGAUCCGCCAGCUUGAACGGGGCGGCGGCGCGCCGGCGGCGGCGGCGGCGCCCGCGCCAGAGUCGUACCUGCAAGAGCCGUCGUUUGUGUUGAACCCCCUGAGCGGGCGCCUACCGUCGAUGACGCCCCGGAAACUUGCGCGGCCGCGCGCCUAUGAUGUGGACGACCCGAAUGCGUCGACAGAGGGACUGUCAGCCGCCGAGCGGCUCAUCACGCUCGACACGCUGGACGCGACGCUCCAGGACGUGCUGCUCGUGGAGGACCUGCUGUAUAUCCUGAUCGGCAUCGAGGGGAACUAUGUCCAGUUUGCGCCUGACUACCGCCCCGACGACCUCGGCCACCGCCUCAAUGGCGCACGCUACGUGAUUGAUGCGGCCCUCGAUGCAUCGCUGCGCGAGCUUGUGGAGCGGAUCCUGCCGCUGGCCAGCUACUACACGUCCAUCUAUGCGUUUGUCGAGUGCGAGUCCGGCCUGGAGUACGGCACCGUGAUGCAUGCGCUGUGUGCGGCGAUCCGCACGCAGCUGUGCCAGUACGAGGACCUCGUGGCGCAGAUGGAGCAGCGGAUGCUCAGCUCGCCGGACUUUACGCUGCAGCAGCUCUGGCGGGCCAUGCACCCCAUGCUGCGCACGUUUGGCCUCGUGCAUGCACUGACCUCGGACAUUGCAAGCAUCACGCAUGCGGAUGUCCUGCCGCGCCUGGAAGACGAGAACUUGUCCGAAGGGUCAGAUACGAGCUUUGACAGUGAUGCGUCGCAGCUGGAGCGCGACCGCCGGGCGCUCCUGGGCCUCGACGAAUUCCAGACGGAGGACAUUGCCGGCGGUAUCGUCAAGGGCGGCGAAGUCCUGUCCAUGCUGUGGGACCGCUUGACCCAGCUGGGCGGCGAUCCCGUGGCGCAUGCCCUGUACUUGCAGCUGUUCCGCGAGGCAUCGCAGCCGUAUGCCCGCACCCUGCUGCGGUGGAUCACCUCUGGCGUGCUGCUCGAUCCGUACGAGGAGUUUAUGGUCGUCGAAGACGCCCGAGUGACGCGGGCCUCGCUCGAGUCGGACCCGACGGACGAGUACUGGGAGCGGCGAUAUAUGCUGCGCGAUGAGCGGUACCUGGCCCAGCGUGAGCAGCUGGCACGCGAGGGCGAUAUGCUGCCCGCCGACGAUGUCGACGAGGCGCGUGGCGAGCUGACAGGCGGCGCGAAGAUCCCCGCAUUCCUGCAGCCGUGGAAGCACAAGAUCUUGCUCGCUGGUAAGUACCUGAAUGCGAUCCGCGAGUGUGGGAUCGACGUGUCCAAUGGGCAGUCGGAGCGCGUCCAGACCCUGUUUGGCCUGCAGGACGCGCAUGUGGAAGCCUAUCUCGCGCUCGACGCGAAGCAGGAGCGGGUCGUGAUGGACGACGAGGCCUUUGCUACGUGCAUUGAGCGCGCGUACCAGCGCGCGAACGCGGCGUUGCUGUGCCUGCUUAAGGACGACAAGGACAUCAUUGCGCGGCUGUGCUCGCUGAAGCACUACUUUUUCUUCGCGCAGUCCGACUUUCUCCAGACGUUUAUGGACCAGUCCGGCCACGAGCUCCGCAAGAUGGUCGACCCCUUCCGCGUCCGCGAGACAACCCUGCUCCGCCUGCAGACCCAGCUGGACAUGGCGCUUGGCAGCUCCGACAGCGUAGGCUUCCUCGACCCGUACCGCGAAGAUCUGCGCGUGGAUUUGGCGAAAGAGCGCGCGUACGACCAGCUGCAGCGCAUCGCCGAUACCAAGGGCGUCGUGGAAGUCGCUAAGCUACGCGCUAAGCAGCAAGCGGAGCGCCAGCAGCACGGGACGCGCGAGGUCGUCAUGUACCUGCUGCAGUUUGACGUGCAGGUGCAGUUUCCCGUGUCACUGGUCAUUUCCAAGAAGAAUAUCCUGCGGUGGCAGUUCAUCCACCGCUGCCUCCUCUUGUUCAAGCAGCUGGAGCGCGCGCUCACAGAGGUCUGGGUCGAGCAGACGAUGCCGGCGUGGCGGCGCAAGGACCGGCGUGCGCACGCGGCGCCGAUGGAGGCGUGGAAGAUGCGCAUCCAUCUCCUUCGCCAACGCAUGCUGCUUCUGGUGCAGCAGCUGCUGGCGUUCUAUACCAGCGAGAUCAUCGAGCCCCACUGGCACGCACUGGAGCGCCAACUGCAUGCCGCACGCUCGGUCGACCAGUUUAUGAAGCACCAUUUCGACUUCCUCAACACCUGCCGCAAAGAGUGUAUGCUGACAGACUAUCGUUACCUCGAGUGCCACCGCAAGCUUAUGAAUACAAUUACGGCAUUUACAGAAAGUCGCACGCGCUUUACGGAGCAGUACGAGGCCAUGCAGCGGGCGGUGGACGACUGGCACAGGCUCGCCGACGACACAGCACCACCGCCCGUGCUCCUCGACGACCGAGAUAUUCUAUCGAAAAUCGAGGCGAGUUGGAACAAGCACUCACGUACCUUCCGCGACGUCGUCAACUUCUUGUCCACCACCGACAAUCCCGCGGCCCUGCCGCUGGCGUAUCGGCUGCAGACGCUGCUUCCAUAG